Tarenaya hassleriana is the source of this 3646-nucleotide messenger RNA. RefSeq names its product importin-5-like. The record is from RefSeq and is a predicted model, not a curated record. The transcript has 21 exons. Gene Ontology annotation, cellular component: nucleus; cytoplasm. Bases 1 to 3357 code for a protein of 1118 amino acids. Gene Ontology annotation, molecular function: nuclear import signal receptor activity; protein binding. Gene Ontology annotation, biological process: protein import into nucleus. Lineage: Eukaryota; Viridiplantae; Streptophyta; Magnoliopsida; Brassicales; Cleomaceae.
AUGGCGGCGGAUCAACAGACCCAGAUGCAGCUCUCCCUCCUCCUCGGACCCGACAGUUCCCACUUCGAAACCCUUAUUACCCAUCUCAUGUCCUCCUCCAACGAGCAACGUUCUCACGCCGAGUCGCUCUUCAAUCUCUGCAAGCAAGCUCAGCCAGACUCGCUCGUCCUGAAGCUUGCCCACGCGCUCAAUUCCUCCGCCAUCGCCGAGCUUCGAGCCAUGUCCGCGAUUCUUCUCCGGAAGCAGCUCACCCGCGUAGGAGACGAUGACCCGGCGUUUGUCUAUCCGAGGCUCGCUGAGUCGACUCGGUCCACGCUUAAAUCCGUUCUCCUCGCGUCACUUCAACAGGAGGGUUCGAAAUCUAUAGCGAAGAAGCUCUGUGACACAAUCUCGGAGCUCGCAUCCGCGGUCCUGCCGGAGAACGGGUGGUCGGAGCUGUUGCCUUUCAUGUUCCAGUGCGUCACCGCCGCAGACAGUCCUAAUCUCCAAGAAUACUCACUGUUGAUCUUCUCGAGAUUGGCUCAGUACAUUGGUGAGACGCUAAUUCCUCACCUGACCACAUUACAUUCGGUGUUUUUUCAGUCGCUGAGAAGCUCUACCUCUGCGGAUGUUAGAAUUGCGGCGUUAGGUGCAUCCAUCAAUUUUAUCCAGUGUUUGACUAGUGCCUCGGAUAGAGAUUUGUUCCAGGAUUUGUUGCCUCUGAUGAUGCAGACUUUGACUGAGGCAUUGAAUUCUGGUCAAGAAGCGACAGCACAGGAAGCGUUAGAGCUUUUGAUAGAACUUGCUGGUACUGAACCUAGGUUUCUAAGGAGGCAAUUGGUUGAAGUUGUUGGUUCAAUGCUUCAGAUUGCGGAAGCUGAGUCAUUGGAAGAAGGAACAAGGCAUUUGGCUAUAGAAUUCGUCAUCACGUUAGCUGAAGCACGUGAGAGGGCUCCCGGUAUGAUGAGGAAGCUGCCACAGUUUAUCAGCAAACUGUUUCAAGUGUUGAUGAAUAUGCUUUUGGAUAUUGAGGAUGACCCAGCAUGGCAUAGUGCUGAGACUGAGGAUGAGGAUGCCGGCGAGACAAGCAACUAUGGGUUUGGACAAGAAUGUCUGGACAGGCUUGCCAUAUCUUUGGGUGGGAACACUAUUGUUCCUGUUGCGUCCGAGGUAUUCUCGAGUUUCUUGGCUGCUCCAGAGUGGCAGAAGCACCAUGCUGCUCUCAUUGCUGUUGCCCAAAUCGCAGAAGGUUGCUCAAAGGUCAUGACACGGAACCUGGAACAGGUGGUUUCUAUGGUUUUGAACUCUUUUCAGCAUCCUCAUCCUCGUGUCCGAUGGGCAGCUAUCAAUGCAAUUGGACAGUUGUCCACGGACUUGGGACCUGUUUUGCAAAAUCAAUACCAUCAGUCUGUGCUUCCCGCAUUGGCUGGAGCCAUGGAUGAUUUUCAAAGUCCUCGAGUUCAGGCACAUGCUGCUUCUGCUGUUCUAAAUUUCAGUGAGAAUUGUACCCCAGAGAUCUUGACGCCAUAUCUGGACGGGAUUGUUAGCAAGCUUCUCGUACUUCUUCAGAACGGGAAACAAAUGGUACAAGAGGGUGCUUUGACUGCUUUAGCAUCAGUUGCUGACUCUUCGCAGGAGCUGUUCCAAAAAUACUAUGAUGCCGUGAUGCCUUACUUGAAAGCUAUUUUGGUGAAUGCAAAUGACAAAGCCAAUCGUAUGUUGCGCGCUAAAUCAAUGGAGUGUAUUAGUUUGGUUGGAAUGGCUGUUGGGAAAGAAAAAUUUAAAGAUGAUGCAAAGCAGGUCAUGGAAGUGCUCAUGUCAUUACAAGGAUCUCAAUUGGAAGCGGAUGAUCCAACCACGAGCUACAUGUUACAGGCUUGGGCUAGACUCUGCAAAUGCCUUGGGCAGGAUUUUCUCCCUUACAUGAGUGUAGUCAUGCCACCUUUGCUUCAAUCUGCGCAGCUUAAGCCUGAUGUAACCAUUACAUCUGCUGAUUCAGAUGCUGAUAUUGAUGAUGAAGAUGAUAGUAUUGAAACCAUCACUCUUGGUGAUAAGAGGAUUGGGAUCAAAACUAGCGUCUUGGAAGAGAAAGCUACUGCUUGUAACAUGCUGUGUUGCUAUGCGGAUGAACUGAAAGAAGGAUUUUUCCCAUGGAUUGAUCAGGUUGCUCCUAUUUUGGUUCCUCUCCUUAAGUUUUAUUUCCAUGAAGAAGUUAGGAAGGCCGCAGUAUCAGGUAUGCCUGAGCUGUUGCGUUCAGCCAAACUAGCUGUGGAGAAAGGGCUAUCUCAAGGCCGUAAUGAUUCCUAUGUUAAACAAUUGAGCGAUUAUAUAAUACCUGAAUUGCUGGAGGCUUUGCACAAGGAGCCUGAAGUGGAGAUAUGUGCAAGCAUGUUGGAUGCAUUGAAUGAAUGUGUACAGGUUUCUGGAAACCUGCUAGAUGAAAGCCAAGUGAGGGGUAUUGUUGAUGAAAUGAAGCAGGUCGUAACAGCAAGCUCAGCUAGGCGGACAGAGCGAGAAGAAAGAGCCAGAGCAGAAGACUUUGAUGCAGAAGAAAGUGAGAUACUUAAAGAAGAAAACGAGCAAGAGGAAGAAGUUUUUGAUCAAAUUGGUGAUUUGCUGGGUACUUUGAUAAAAACGUUCAAGACCUCUUUUCUUCCCAUGUUUGAUGAGCUCUCAUCUUACAUAACUCCCAUGUUGGGUAGUGAUAGAACAGCAGAGGAAAAGAGAAUAGCUAUUUGUAUAUUUGAUGAUGUUGCUGAGCAUUGUCGCGAUGCAGCUCUUAGAUACUAUGAUACAUAUGUUCCUUUCCUAUUGGAAGCAUGCAACGAUGAAAAUACUGAUGUUCGUCAGGCUGCUGUCUAUGGGAUCGGUGUCUGUGCUGAGUUUGGUGGAUCUGUUUUCAGACCUCUUGUUGGAGAGGCCCUUUCCAGAUUGGAUGUUGUAGUUAGACAUCCUAACGCUCGGCAUUCAGACAAUGUAAUGGCUUAUGACAAUGCUGUUUCAGCUCUUGGAAAAAUAUGUCAGUUCCACCGUGAAAGCAUCGAUGCAGGAAGGAUUGUUCCUGCCUGGUUAAACUGCUUGCCAAUUAAAGGGGACACGAUCGAGGCGAAAAUUGUACAUGACCAACUUUGCUCGAUGGUCGAGAGAUCUGAUCAGGAUCUAUUAGGCCCCAACCAUCAAUAUCUUCCCAAAAUAGUGGCCGUCUUUGCUGAGGUCUUAUGCGAAGGAAAUAACCUAGCGACGGAACAAACGGUGAGGAGGAUGAUCAACAUCUUGAGGCAGCUUCAACAGACAAUGCCUCCAUCAGCAUUAGCUUCGACAUGGUCAUCUCUACAACCACAGCAACAGCACCUUCUCCAAUCCAUCCUCUCGUCCUAACUCUCGCCCUCUUCUUCUACGUCGUGUAAGUUUGAUUUCGGGUUUUCAGUGGUUGGUGAUCCUGAAAGUGUGUAUGUGUGUAUGGACAUGAAUAUGUGAUUCAUGGGGUGGUAACUCUGCUGAAACCAGAAGGGUGGUGAAUGAGUUAAUGCCCCACAGAAAGAAGGGGAAAGUUUUGAAGGGCUUUUUUUUUUGUAUGGUAAUGUUGUGGACCAAAAAAAAGGGCUAAUAGCCUAAUCAGUUUUGGAUGGUGGUUUUGUAUCAAUGUUUCAAAAGCUUAUUUGUUUCU